Messenger RNA from Gymnogyps californianus (California condor), 1198 nucleotides. It is a transcript of the gene HS3ST5, whose product is annotated as heparan sulfate-glucosamine 3-sulfotransferase 5. The coding region runs from base 60 to 1097 and encodes 345 amino acids. The transcript has 3 exons. NCBI's taxonomy places the organism in Eukaryota, Metazoa, Chordata, Aves, Accipitriformes, Cathartidae. The record is from RefSeq and is a predicted model, not a curated record. Gene Ontology annotation, molecular function: [heparan sulfate]-glucosamine 3-sulfotransferase activity.
UUUCUGGAUGUGCAUAAGGACACAAAGACUGAAGAAGUCCUGAAGAUUGAUGGAGGGCCAUGCUAUUCAAACAGCAGGCGUUGCUGAGACAGAAGCUCUUUGUGCUAGGCAGCCUUGCUAUUGGAAGUCUCCUAUAUCUAGUUGCCAGAGUUGGGAGCUUGGAUAGACUGCAGCCCCUCUGCCCCAUCGACGGUCGAUUUGGACCCCGCGGCCAGGACGAAAUCCCGCUGCGAGCUCUGCAGUUCAAGCGAGGGCUGCUCCAUGAAUUCCGAAAGGGCAAUGCCACCAAGGAACAAAUACGACUGCACAAUCUGGUUCAGCAGCUUCCCAAGGCCAUUAUCAUUGGGGUGCGGAAAGGAGGCACUCGAGCACUACUGGAGAUGCUGAACCUUCACCCCGCAGUGGUCAAAGCUUCUCAAGAAAUUCACUUCUUUGACAAUGACGAGAACUAUGCCAAGGGGAUUGAGUGGUACCGGAAAAAAAUGCCUUUUUCUUACCCUCAUCAAAUAACAAUUGAGAAAAGCCCCGCAUAUUUUAUCACUGAGGAAGUACCUGAAAGGAUUUACAAAAUGAACUCAUCUAUCAAAUUAUUGAUCAUUGUCAGGGAACCUACCACAAGAGCUAUUUCUGAUUACACUCAGGUGCUGGAAGGUAAGGAAAGAAAGAACAAAACUUACUACAAAUUUGAGAAGCUGGCUAUUGAUCCUAAUACCUGCGAAGUGAACACUAAGUAUAAGGCAGUGAGAACCAGCAUCUACACAAAACAUCUGGAGAGAUGGUUAAAAUACUUCCCAAUCGAGCAGUUUCAUAUCGUGGACGGAGACCGGCUCAUCACAGAACCACUGCCAGAACUCCAGCUGGUCGAGAAGUUCCUAAAUCUUCCUCCGAGGAUAAGUCAGUACAAUUUAUACUUCAAUGCCACCAGAGGGUUUUACUGCUUGCGAUUUAACAUUGUCUUCAACAAGUGCCUGGCAGGUAGCAAGGGACGCAUCCAUCCAGAGGUGGAUACCUCUGUCAUUACCAAAUUGCGCAAGUUUUUUCAUCCUUUUAAUCAAAAAUUCUACCAGAUCACUGGGAGGACAUUUAACUGGCCCUAAACUAAACUUCAUACAACACUUUCUGUUGCACCUGAGACAUGCAAUAAAUGUCUCUGCUAAAAUAUGCACUUUUCAUAGACACGGCUAUCAAAGUAACUUUU